AAGGCAGAUUUACUUUGUUGUGAAACGUCAUAUGGGAGAAGAAGCGCGCGACAGUAAUCAGCAUGUGGUACGCACCUUAUCGGCUGCGGACUCUGCAUACCGGUUGAUCAACGCCGCUACUAUCUCGACGAUUCAAGAAGGGAAUUCCCCGGAAUUUUAUGUUUGGAUCAUCGCUGCGCGAGUUGUUGCACAUCGAGCCAAAACCGUUUGGGAGAUCAGUCUACUGUCGAUCAUGAGAGGGUUUGUAUUUGUCCAUUUGGCGUUGGCGUUGAUUUCGUUCGGCUCUCAGUCAGCGGAAGCUGCGGGAAACUGCGGAGAAAAGAAGACGGUUGCGCAACAGCUGAUUGCCAAUGGGUACAAAGCGUUGGCCGGUUCGUGGCCUUGGCAUGGUGCCAUGUUUCAUCGAUACAGAAAAGGUGCGACUGUCUAUGUUUGUGGAGUGACGAUUAUGACGGAACAGUUUGUGAUAACAGCAGCUCAUUGUACGAUUGAUCCGAAUGAAAGACAAAAACUCUCGGCAAACCGUGUGUUUAUAAAAGUGGGCUUAAGCAAUCUAAAUUCACCGGAGAGCCAUGUACAACAACACGACGUUGACCUGAUCAUACGUCACGAAGAGUAUGACGUAGUCACCUUCGAAAAUGACAUCGCGUUGCUGAAGUUGUACAGUGAAAUCACCUACAAUAAUUACAUACAACCCAUUUGCCUAUGGCAGGGUGAUACUCAGUUGAGCAAAAUAGUCUCACAAGUAGGAUACAUAGUAGGGUGGGGGCUAAACGAGGACUACAAACUGCCACAAGAUUUGAACGAGGCAACGGCUCCGAUUGUGUCCCGCAGGGAGUGCAUUGAGAGUGAUAGGAAUCAUUUCAGCAAGUUUUACUUCGAGUCCAAAACGUUCUGUGCUGGUUAUCGCAAUGGAACUCAUGCCGCCCAAGGAGACAGUGGAGGUGGAUUAUUCUUGCGGAUGGGCUCGACCUGGGUUCUACGCGGAAUAGUCAGUAACACUUAAGCUAGCCCAGAUACUCUCACCGUGGCAGCAGAUAGCUAUGUUAUUUUUACUGAUGUUGCAUUCUACAUGAGCUGGAUCAAAUCCAAAGUAACAAUCAUGACCAGUUUCACCAUUGACAUAGAACCAAUCAUAGAACCUCCAGGAACAACUUCACUAGCUGGCUCUGACAGUCAAGCCAACCUGCUAGGUAUUGCAAACUGUGGUAAGGAUACCUAUCCGUCGGGCACACCGGAAGAAGUGAAAGGAUACCUAAAUCAGUACCCUUGGCUGGCCGUAGUCGAAUACAUCAACAUGAACACCCGUGUCCUGGAGGAUGUUUGCCACGGAGUUUUGAUUCAUCCCAGUUUCCUCGUUACUGCCGCCCAUUGCGUUCAGAAAAAGCGACUUUCCGUCAUCCGAUCGGUACGACUCAACGAUUACCGUUUGGAUACAGUGACGGACAUUUUCAAAAUCGAUGGCAAAACCAUUUCAACUACAGCGACGAGAAUCCCCGUUCGUGGCAUAUCUAUACAUCCGGACUACGAUACUCCCAAGUUUGCGAACAGUAUUGCGCUGAUCAAGCUAGAUAAACCAACUACCACAACGCCAAUCUGCCUUGCCCCGAGAGAUGCAACCGACCUUCCCAGAGACAAAAAGUUCACCAUCAUCGGUUGGAAGCGUAGCAACCGCCCGGAGAAACCGAUGAUCCGAAACGUGGUCCAGUUGGCCAGCUUUGCAGACUGUCGGAGCAAAUACGCCGGCGAAAAGCUUGUGCUGGAUUCAAGCGGAGGGCAAGUUUGCAGCACCUACUCGCACGAUGACGAUAGUUCAAGUUGUUCGCACUACCUGGGUUCGGCACCGUUCCAGUACGUGAAGAACGGACCGUUCGAGGGACGGUACUUCCUGGCGGCUAUAUCAUCGUUCGGUCAUAGCAACUGCAAGCGCGAUGAAUACCCGGAUGUGUUCACCAAUGUGGCGCACUAUUCGGACUGGUUGUACGAGAAGGUCAAACAGAAUGAGUGAUAGCGUGGGCUGUGGUUCAUGUAGUUGCGCAUCACACUAUUCGACUAAAAUAAGUAAGACAAACGUACUUUCUUGAUUCAUUUUUAGAUAUGUUUGAUGUAGAGGCUUCAAAACUACAUAUUUUGGCACAGUAUUGUGCCAUCUUUUAAAUCAUUUAUGUUUUUAAAUUAUUUAUUGUGUUUUAUCUGUAACAUAAUUCUAACUUGAUCGUACAGGCUCUUAGUUAAAGAGUAAGCCGUUACAGAACAUCAAGCAUAUUAAAAAAAGAAACAAGAAAGUUACACUGAAAAAAAAAAACGGUUUGAAGAGGUUGUUUUUCAUUUGAAAAAGAAAAGAAAAUCAAGAAAUCCGCGUGAUCCCGUUCUGUUUUAGCUUUGCAAAAAAUCAGCUGCUAAUAUUUGCUUCUUUAAAAGUUGCAAGAUUUUGAAAUUUGUGCUUGAAAAAUAAUAAUAAAAUGAAUUUGAGUGUUGAGAUAGAAAAUUGUAGCCUUCGGAAAAGAUUUGCAUUUUUAAAGUAUUUACAACAUUGUUAAACAUUGUGAAACAAAAAAAAAUGAAUAAAAAAAAAUAUGUUGAAAAAAAUCUUUUCAAGCGCUGGUAUAACACUAUAUGCUUCUAUUGGUGCACAGACCUUUGUAAGGUUUGGAGAAUUUUCUCGUCUUCGGAAAAGUUUUUCAAAAUGGCUUCAUUCGAAUGGCAUCAUUAUCGAUUUUGGAAAUUAAUGUUUGUUAACACCUUCCAAAAGUACAAAAAAUAACUAUGAAACACUUCCGAAGACACCGAAUGGCUAUCAAUUGUUUUGCCGCAAAACCCAAUAUCCCACUUUUUUUUUGAAUUUGCCCCACUGGCUGUGCUGUGAUGGCAGCUUGACAAUGUGUGUUUGAAAAAUCAGCUUGAAUUAUAAGCUUUGCCGUAUCACAACAGCAGGGCCGGCUUUUACGGAAGUCAAACUAAAUACAAUCACUCCUAUGAGAAAUCCAUUUGUAUCUGUCACCUUGUGCGUGAAGAAGUCUUAAAAGACGUGUUUUUCUGGUUUUUUCAAACGACUCCCGCCAGGUGCCAGCACUGCAGCUCCGUCAAGAGUGUUUUUGUGAAUGAAUUCUCCCAAAAAUGCGCGAUUUGUUUAGGUGUAGGCACUAACGCAGGGAUUCCCACAAAUGUUGUCGU
Molecule: messenger RNA, 3174 nt
Organism: Aedes albopictus (Asian tiger mosquito)
Lineage: Eukaryota; Metazoa; Arthropoda; Insecta; Diptera; Culicidae
Product: polyserase-2
Exons: 3
Biological process (GO): proteolysis
Molecular function (GO): serine-type endopeptidase activity
Source: RefSeq, a predicted model, not a curated record